AUCCUCGAUCUGAUCAUGCAGAGUCGUACAAACAAAAGAGGAUCUGAAGAACAUUAUAUAAAAAAUCAGCAUUUAAAGCUCGAGGAAUUGAAAAAGAAAGCUCGACAGUUUUGGUUGGAUACAAGAAGUUAUAUCUUCAGGGAAGACAUUCCUCCAUACCCUCAUCCAGAAUUUCACGUGUCUCAACUGAAACAUGACACAAAGCGAGAAGCUUUAUGUCAGAUCUGGAAGGAUGGAGGCUUCAAGGAUCCAUACAGUGAAGAGCUGGACCAGCUGCCCCUGGUUUGGUGGAGUCUGGCUGUGAAAUUCCAGGACAUCCAGUCAGCUGAGACACGGCUGCUGGAGACAACCUUCCCAAAACAGACCGAGGACAGCGUCCUGAAGAAAUUUGCCACGUCUCCAGCCUUCAGUGAGAAAUCCAGGUAUGGCUCAUAUCGGUUCACCUUCCCGCUGGAGGAGGUUCUGACGGCCUACAGUGAGCAGUUCUGCGGUGGCGAGGAUCCCGUCUUCCGGGUGUUCAAGACCUCCCUGUACAAACAGGAAGUGAUGUAUGCUGUGCUGGUCCACAGGCCGGAAGAUGAGAAGGACUUUGAAAAGUAUCCCAAGCUGCCUGCUGCUGAUGACAUGGAUGCUGUCUGUGCUUACAGUGAUGGGCACUUCAUCUGGAGAGCAGAGGCUAUGUGUGGAUCACACUGGUUUGAAUUAGAGCAGGACGAGGAGAACAAGCAGACGGUCAUUAAGGGGCCGUUUGGGAAUUCUUACUAUUAUGUUUGGGAUCACGUCGCCGUUGCCCUGCAUGUGAAGAACGAUGAGGUACCUUCACUGUUCCUGCUGCAGGAACCUUAUUUGUUGUUUAUCAUCUUAAAGCAGGAGCUGUUAGCGGCCCUCCGAUAAACGCUGGAUUAUCCGGCACAGAAGUUCUCAGACCUUCAUCCUCAGGAUGAGUACAAAUUCCACAUGUUACAAACGCAUCAGUGACCUUGAGUCCAAGACAUAUUCACUCCAAAGAAAUCAAAUUAUCUAUUUGAUAAUCCAUCCAUACACACUCAGGAAUGUGAGUUAGGAUGUGGCUGGGUUAUGAACUGAAUGAAAAAGGAAUAAAUACAAACAUUUUCUGUAAAUAAACUCACCAUUUCACCUCUGUUUGUAUUUAUAACUUGACUAAUAACAUUGCUAAGUAAAUCAAAGUUCAAUUAGACCCAGCUGUCUUAGC
Messenger RNA from Archocentrus centrarchus (flier cichlid), 1213 nucleotides. RefSeq lists its product as uncharacterized. Lineage: Eukaryota; Metazoa; Chordata; Actinopteri; Cichliformes; Cichlidae. The record is from RefSeq and is a predicted model, not a curated record. Bases 16 to 894 code for a protein of 292 amino acids. The transcript is spliced from 3 exons.